UUUCAACUAAUAACAGCUGAUAUUCUCUUUCUUGACCUGUCGCAUUUUCAUCCAUCUCAUCGCGUUAAAUUUGCGACCAACUCAAGAAAUACCUUCAGAUUGCAAAUUCACGGAGCCCGACAACGGUUGCAAUCACUAAAUCAAUCGAAAAUAGAAUCCUUCUUAAUUCUCCAUUCAUUUUCAACUACCAUCUCGAUUGUAUCAAUCACCGACCGACUUCUAGGAUGUCGCAUCAUCCUCCUACCUCGCGCGCCAAAGCGCAGCCCGCCGGCAACGAGGAGGCCACCAACGUACUUAACCUUGGUGAAUUCCAAGAGGUCGACACUCUCACACUCUCUGAGGCCGCCCUGGUCAUUAACGCCCUUGUCGCUAAGCGCCGCAAUGAUCGUAAAAAUGUCAACGAAACAGAAAUGUUGACAAAGACGGUUGACUACCUCGACACAUUUGCCCGAUUUAAGAAGAAGGAAAACGUGGAGGCCGUCGAACGCCUAUUGAGCUCUCACAAAGAGUUUCAUAAAUUCGAGCGAGCCCAGCUUGGUAUGUUCAAUCUAUCACACACAUUUCCCCCAGGAAUUGUGGUGAUAGAAGGAAGCUAACCCGGCUGUUCAAAAAUUUACAGGUUCGCUAUGCUGUGAGACAGCCGAGGAGGCCAAGUACCUCAUCCCUUCACUUAAUGACAAGAUUAGCGACGAGGACCUCCAAGAGGUUUUAGACGAGAUGUACAAACUCAUGCCUCGAUGAUAACGAUACAUGGACAUCUACCUACUCUAUCCAAAUCACAUCUCGAAGUGUUUUCUGUGACUACCUAACGGUUAGGCAUGUCUGUCGGAACUGCUGACAGUUUAUUCGGUACUUCCUAUACCUAUACAAAGGUGUCGAAGACAUGCACGUAUCCAAAGCACAAGAGAUUCGAUAAAGGGCUCUAGAGUAGAGUGGCAACGAUUUUGAGAGAGCGUUCUGAACAAUUUGACUUUGGCCAGAGGAAACUGGUAUUAUUGCACUGGAAGGCGCAGGAUAAACGGCUACAGAAAAGAAAUUGGCAGGUUUCUUGAUUUCUGUUUCCUUUUUCAUGUUUUAUACCCCAUAAGAUCGCAAGGUCAGGCUAAGAAGAAAAUUUGGCAUUUGGUUGAUUUUCCUCGUUCAAGUCUUGUCUUUUAGUAAAAAAAACAAACAAAAGGGUUUCCCUCUAAUGUUGGUGAUGUUGAAGACUUUAAUGUCAAGUUGUAGGUACUAGGUAGAGAGGUAUCGCGAGUA
Messenger RNA from Hypoxylon fragiforme, 1254 nucleotides. RefSeq names its product HRDC-like protein. The transcript is spliced from 2 exons. Gene Ontology annotation, molecular function: nucleotide binding; translation initiation factor binding. Lineage: Eukaryota; Fungi; Ascomycota; Sordariomycetes; Xylariales; Hypoxylaceae. Bases 225 to 596 code for a protein of 123 amino acids. Gene Ontology annotation, cellular component: P-body; RNA polymerase II, core complex. Gene Ontology annotation, biological process: mRNA export from nucleus in response to heat stress; transcription initiation at RNA polymerase II promoter; nuclear-transcribed mRNA catabolic process, deadenylation-dependent decay. The record is from RefSeq and is a predicted model, not a curated record.